UCAUCAGCUGUUGUGCCAUCAAGCGGCAAAGACAGCAUCCUUCCGUGCUACAACGAUGUUGCUUUUCUUACUCCUCGCCGGAGUCGCCGCGGUGACGUUAUUGGUGGUUUUAUUUACACCUCACAUACGAAGAUAUGCGGCGGGAGGAGUGUGCAUGUCGUCGACUCGUCUGGACGGGAAGACGGUCCUCAUCACUGGGGCCAACACUGGCAUCGGGAAGGAGACCGCCCUGGACCUGGCCACUCGAGGAGCUCGGGUGGUGAUGGCGUGCCGGAACGUGGACAAAGGCGAGGAGGCGGCGGCCAGCAUCCGGGCAGCGUACGCCCAAGCACAGGUGGAGGUUCGGGAGCUGGACUUGGCCGACACGUGCUCCAUACGAUCCUUCGCGCAUCAUUUCCUUAGAGACUUCACCCAUCUUCACGUCCUGAUCAACAAUGCGGGAGUGAUGAUGUGCCCCUACACCAAAACUAACGACGGCUUCGAGGUGCACAUCGGGGUCAAUCACUUAGGUCACUUCCUGUUGACGUCAAUGCUGGCGGACCUGCUGAAGCGCAGCGCUCCGGCGCGCAUCGUGGUGGUCUCGUCGCUGGCGCACAACUUCGGCUGGAUUCGCUUCCACGACCUGCACAGCCAGGGAAGUUACAACAGCGGACUGGCGUACUGCCAGAGCAAGCUGGCCAACGUGCUCUUUGCUCGAGAGCUGGCGAGGCGCCUCAAAGGCAGCAACGUGACAGUGAACUCGGUACACCCCGGCACGGUGAACUCGGACCUGACGCGUCACUCCACCCUGAUGAUGAUCUUCUUCAGCGUGUUUUCGGUCUUCCUGAAGACGCCCCGCGAGGGCGCCCAGACCACCGUCUACUGCGCCGUGGCUGAGGAGCUGCACUCCAUCUCGGGGAAACACUUCAGCGACUGCACCCCCGCCUUUGUGGCCCCCCAGGGGAGGAGUGACGAAGCCGCCCGGCGUCUGUGGGACACCAGCUGCGAGCUCCUCGGCAUCCAGUGGGACUAAUUGAAGACUUUUAUCCAUCAUAUCAUUGAUAUAGUGCAGAAUUUUUCAAGCAAAAAAAAAAAAAAAAAAAAAAAAAAAAAACACCACCACCACAUUUUAGUGAGACAAUGUGAAGGCAGGGCAGCCGGAUGUAUUGCCAAACUGUGAGCGGUCCAAGCAGGGUAAAACGACCAGCACCUUUUAGCCAAUUUAUCUGAUAUUUCGUCUUGUUUUUAAGCGCAUUCGCAGCUAAAUCUGCUUCACGUGUGUGCCAAAAUCUCACAGGGCUUUUGUCCUGAAGGUGGAUCCAAACAAUUAGUAAGCUAAGUGUUACUUAAUGAUAAUGACAGAAAACAAUACAUAGAGUAGGCGUUGGACAAAAUAUCUUCCUUGUGUGCUUUCACGCUAGGAUGCCAAGAGUUUACGUGUGCUUUUAUACCAGCGAGGUUCGUUUGCCUUUUUAACCACAACUAACGUUCACGUGCAGAGUUGAAUGUUUACAUUUCAUGUAAAUAAACUGUUAGCAUUUGGACCCGGUCACUCAUUUUUAAACAUGUUUUAGUGAUAUUAAAAAAAGGAGACCAAUGAUAAAUCAUUUCAAAACAUUUUCCAACAUUAAUGUGACCUAUAACAAGUACAACUCAGUUGGAAACAUUUUAAAUUAAAGAACUGAGAUAAUGUGGUGUAAAAACCAUCAUUGACGCCCACUAUAAUUGCAUUGGAAAAAAAAAAAAAAAGGGAUUUACAUUUUUUUUUUAAAACCCCCCAAAUUCUGUUUUCCAUGAAAAGUGGGGGUUGCUCCCCCCGAAAAUAGAAAAAAAAAUGCUUUUUGAAAACAAAACCUGUGAAUAGUGCCAAAUCCAUUUUUUUUUAAUGAAA
Molecule: messenger RNA, 1870 nt
Organism: Phycodurus eques (leafy seadragon)
Lineage: Eukaryota; Metazoa; Chordata; Actinopteri; Syngnathiformes; Syngnathidae
Gene: rdh12
Product: retinol dehydrogenase 12
Exons: 7
Coding region: 56-1012 (318 amino acids)
Source: RefSeq, a predicted model, not a curated record